This is a messenger RNA of Echinostoma caproni, 498 nucleotides long. Lineage: Eukaryota; Metazoa; Platyhelminthes; Trematoda; Plagiorchiida; Echinostomatidae. The record is from the annotation of a GenBank genome assembly.
AUGAUGGGAAUGCCAGCCUACGUAAAAGAAAACUUGAAAAAUGCACAGCUCAUCCUCGAAUCGUUGAAGCAAGAUCAUGAACAAGCUCUAAAAGCACUAGAUGCGUUUGCGCAACGCUCCGAGGUUGAUGAGAACGAAGCGAGUGAUGUGGCAGCUGCCGCGACGGAUUCAGAGAAAGUUUAUAAUCAGGAAAAACUACCUCUGAUCAAGUCAGCACUUAAGCAAAUUCAAGACGGUUUGGAUGACUCUGAGGUAUUAGUUACUUUUGCGAAAUACGUGGAAUGUCUGGAGGCGGAAAACAUGCGGCUCAAUUUGCAUAAUCAACGUUUGUGUGAAGAGACUGGAUGGCUUCGAGAUGAGCUAAAGUACACUCAGGCGAAGCUGGGAGAAAACGAAGCACUACUGGCACAAGCGCUUGUUGAAAAGCGUCAUCUGGAGUUUAUGCUNAAGAGCCUCUACCCGGAACGGUUCACGAAAACGAUCGAGGUGAGUUGUUGA